CCUGAUUUAGUGAAGAGGAGUUGUAUAGUCUAGACAUUGAUCCUAUCAUACCAAACAAGAUGAAGGAAUUCAACAAUGUCAUGCAUAUGGCAGCAAGGAACUUCAAUAAUAUAGAAGAACUACUAGAUGCAUUCUUUGGAUUCCUGUGCACACAAACUGAUUUCUACCAUACACAAAUAAGCGAUGAACAAAUGAAAAAGUAUGGAAUAGAUAAAACAGUUAACCAAAGAGGGUUCAAACCGGGAUAUAUCAAGGAACUUAUCAUGCAUAUCAAUGAUAAGUACCUUGAUAUAUACCGACAAAGAAAUCAACCUUAUCUCUUGCAACAGGAAGAAUCUAUAAUGACCAAGAAAAAGGUACAUGUAGUGGGAAAUAAGCAUAUUGAUAACAAAGUGGCACCCACUACAAAGUUACCGGGACCAACAAGUGUUAUAUCGCAGUCCACAGAACAGGCACCUAGAAGUGUAGAACCAAAACCUUGUGUCAUAGAUGAAGACCUACCGAAAGUACCAAACGUAUCUGGUACUGCCCUGGAAUUACUUACGAAUAAAUACACACUUAAUACGUGGAAUGGAGGAGUUAAUAACGUAUACUGCUGGGCACAAACAGGUACGGAUCUGACCAUUGAAAUAGUAACCAAGGAACAUCUGGCACCUAAGGAAGUGAAUUUACAACUUAAACGAAAUAGCAUGAUACUUUACAUCGGCAAUGAAACUAUUAUAGAAGGUGAAUUCCCAUACCAAAUUAACGCAGAUGAGUCAAUGUGGAGUGUAGAAGAUAGAACCAGGUUAAUCAUAUCAAUAGAAAAAACAGAAGAAAGGUGGUGGGAUACCGUUAUAGUAGGACACCCGAAAAUAGAUGCUACACAAAUAGAAUCGGUAAAACGAUUUGAUGAAUUCAGCGAACCGCAACAACAUGAAAUGGUAAAACUAAUGAAGCAACAUAAAGAAAAACGAGAUUUGCCACUCGAAUUUUUGAAGAACUAGUAAGCAGUGUGAAGUUAGGGGUUCUACUCA
This is a messenger RNA of Babesia bovis T2Bo, 1016 nucleotides long. RefSeq names its product nuclear distribution gene C domain containing protein. The coding region runs from base 60 to 986 and encodes 308 amino acids. Gene Ontology annotation, biological process: protein folding. The record is from RefSeq and is a predicted model, not a curated record. Lineage: Eukaryota; Apicomplexa; Aconoidasida; Piroplasmida; Babesiidae. Gene Ontology annotation, cellular component: cytoplasm. The transcript has a single exon.